This is a messenger RNA of Microtus ochrogaster (prairie vole), 2388 nucleotides long. It is a transcript of the gene Tcf4, whose product is annotated as transcription factor 4. Lineage: Eukaryota; Metazoa; Chordata; Mammalia; Rodentia; Cricetidae. The coding region runs from base 471 to 2366 and encodes 631 amino acids. The transcript has 18 exons. Gene Ontology annotation, cellular component: chromatin; transcription regulator complex. Gene Ontology annotation, molecular function: DNA-binding transcription factor activity, RNA polymerase II-specific; RNA polymerase II cis-regulatory region sequence-specific DNA binding; protein dimerization activity. The record is from RefSeq and is a predicted model, not a curated record. Gene Ontology annotation, biological process: regulation of transcription by RNA polymerase II.
AUUAUUAUCAAUGUGACUCCUCGGGGGAGUCAAUGAUGGUGUUGAGGAGGAGGAGGAUGAUGAGACGCCUCUAAACUUGGAACAAGUUUAGGACUUUGAAAGAGAAGAAAAAAAAAUACAACCAACAAGACUGAAGAACAAUUAUAACUAUCCUGUGUUGAUUAUUUUUUAUAAACGAUAAGAAAAAGUUGUUGGAUUUUUUUUCAAAUGGUUACUUUUUGGGGGAGGGAAUUUUGUUACAGUUUAAGGAUGGAAAAUGCAAAAGCCAGAGCCAGGUGCAUAAUCUUGUAAUCUGUGGCUAACCCUGGAACAGGACUGACUACUACUUAAAAUACUCUUUUGGGGGAAUACACAUGUGAGAUACUAAGUACUUGCAGAAGAUUUUUGUCUCUCUUUUUUUUUUAAAGUCUCUUUCCUUGGAAUAUUGUGAGCAAAUUUGUGGCCACUGAAGGUUUGUGUGAUUUGCUAAAAUGCAUCACCAACAGCGAAUGGCUGCCUUAGGGACGGACAAAGAGCUGAGUGAUUUACUGGAUUUCAGUGCGAUGUUUUCGCCUCCUGUAAGCAGUGGGAAAAAUGGACCAACUUCUUUGGCGAGUGGACAUUUUACUGGCUCAAAUGUAGAAGACAGAAGUAGCUCAGGGUCCUGGGGGAAUGGAGGCCAUCCAAGCCCAUCCAGGAACUAUGGAGAUGGGACUCCCUAUGACCACAUGACCAGCAGGGAUCUUGGGUCACAUGACAAUCUCUCUCCACCUUUUGUCAAUUCCAGAAUACAAAGUAAAACAGAAAGGGGCUCAUACUCAUCUUAUGGGAGAGAAAACGUGCAGGGUUGCCACCAGCAGAGCCUCCUUGGAGGGGACAUGGAUAUGGGCAAUCCAGGAACCCUUUCGCCCACCAAACCUGGCUCCCAGUACUAUCAGUAUUCUAGCAAUAACACCCGGCGGAGGCCUCUUCACAGUAGUGCCAUGGAGGUGCAGACCAAGAAAGUCCGGAAAGUUCCUCCAGGUUUGCCCUCUUCAGUCUAUGCUCCUUCAGCAAGCACUGCCGACUACAAUAGGGACUCGCCAGGCUAUCCUUCCUCCAAACCAGCGGCCAGCACUUUCCCUAGCUCCUUCUUCAUGCAAGAUGGCCAUCACAGCAGUGACCCUUGGAGCUCCUCCAGUGGAAUGAAUCAGCCUGGCUAUGGAGGGAUGCUGGGCAAUUCCUCUCAUAUUCCGCAGUCUAGCAGCUACUGCAGCCUGCAUCCCCAUGAACGUUUGAGCUACCCAUCCCACUCCUCAGCAGACAUCAACUCCAGUCUUCCUCCGAUGUCCACGUUCCAUCGUAGUGGCACAAACCAUUACAGCACCUCUUCCUGCACACCUCCUGCCAACGGGACGGACAGUAUAAUGGCAAAUAGAGGAACUGGGGCAGCAGGCAGCUCCCAGACUGGAGACGCUCUGGGGAAAGCCCUGGCUUCGAUCUAUUCUCCAGAUCACACUAACAACAGCUUUUCAUCAAACCCUUCAACUCCCGUGGGCUCGCCUCCUUCGCUCUCAGCAGGCACAGCUGUUUGGUCUAGAAACGGAGGACAGACCUCAUCAUCUCCUAACUAUGAAGGACCCUUGCACUCUUUGCAAAGCCGUAUUGAAGACCGUUUAGAGAGACUGGACGAUGCGAUUCACGUCCUCCGGAAUCAUGCAGUGGGCCCGUCCACAGCUGUACCCGGUGGCCAUGGGGACAUGCAUGGGAUCAUUGGACCCUCCCACAAUGGAGCGAUGGGUGGUCUGGGCUCAGGGUAUGGAACUGGCCUUCUUUCAGCCAACAGACAUUCGCUCAUGGUUGGGGCCCACCGCGAAGACGGCGUGACUCUGAGAGGCAGCCAUUCUCUCCUGCCAAACCAGGUUCCGGUUCCACAGCUUCCUGUCCAGUCGGCAACUUCCCCGGACUUGAACCCACCCCAAGACCCCUACAGAGGAAUGCCACCAGGUCUCCAGGGCCAGAGUGUGUCGUCUGGCAGCUCCGAGAUCAAGUCCGACGAUGAGGGCGACGAGAACCUGCAAGACACCAAAUCUUCUGAGGACAAGAAAUUAGACGAAGACAAGAAGGAUAUCAAAUCCAUUACUAGGUCAAGAUCUAGCAAUAACGAUGAUGAGGACCUGACCCCAGAGCAGAAGGCAGAACGUGAAAAGGAGCGGAGGAUGGCCAACAAUGCCCGCGAGCGCCUGAGGGUCCGCGAUAUCAAUGAGGCUUUCAAGGAGCUGGGCCGCAUGGUGCAGCUCCACCUGAAAAGCGACAAGCCACAGACCAAGCUUCUGAUUCUCCACCAGGCCGUGGCUGUCAUCCUCAGCCUGGAGCAGCAAGUGCGAGGUCAGGAGAUAGAUGCCUAAGCAGCCCCCAAAGAAUUGCUAG